Elgaria multicarinata webbii is the source of this 2683-nucleotide messenger RNA. It is a transcript of the gene PYGM, whose product is annotated as glycogen phosphorylase, muscle associated. Gene Ontology annotation, biological process: glycogen catabolic process. Lineage: Eukaryota; Metazoa; Chordata; Lepidosauria; Squamata; Anguidae. Gene Ontology annotation, cellular component: cytoplasm. Bases 69 to 2600 code for a protein of 843 amino acids. The transcript is spliced from 19 exons. The record is from RefSeq and is a predicted model, not a curated record. Gene Ontology annotation, molecular function: pyridoxal phosphate binding; glycogen phosphorylase activity.
UCCCGGUGCACCGCCAGCCAGCCAGCCUCCUCGCCCCGUCUCUCCGUCCUCCUCGCCCAUCAGCCAACAUGUCCCGGCCGCUCUCGGACCACGACAAGCGGAAGCAGAUCAGCGUGCGCGGCUUGGCCGGCGUGGAGAAUGUCACCGACCUCAAGAAGAACUUCAACCGGCACCUGCACUUCACGCUGGUCAAGGACCGCAACGUGGCCACCACGCGCGACUACUACUUCGCCCUGGCGCACACCGUGCGCGACCACCUGGUGGGCCGCUGGAUCCGCACGCAGCAGCACUACUACGAGAAGGACCCCAAGCGUAUUUAUUACCUGUCCUUGGAGUUCUACAUGGGCCGAACUUUACAGAACACCAUGGUCAACUUGGCUCUGCAGAAUGCCUGUGAUGAAGCGACUUACCAGCUAGGCCUGGAUAUGGAGGAGUUGCAGGAGAUUGAGGAAGAUGCCGGUUUGGGCAACGGAGGACUUGGGCGCUUGGCAGCUUGCUUCCUGGACUCCAUGGCCACCCUGGGCCUGGCAGCCUACGGCUACGGCAUUCGCUACGAGUUUGGCAUCUUCAACCAGAAGAUUUGCGGAGGCUGGCAGCUGGAGGAGGCGGACGACUGGCUGCGUUACGGCAACCCCUGGGAGAAGGCGCGCCCCGAGUACAUGAUCCCCGUGCAUUUCUAUGGACACGUGCAGCACGGCCCGGAUGGGGUGAAAUGGGUCGACACACAGGUGGUCCUUGCCCUGCCCUAUGACACCCCCAUUCCUGGCUACCGCAACAACACCGUGAACACCAUGCGGCUGUGGUCUGCCCGGGCUCCGAACGAGUUCAACCUCAAGGACUUUAACGUCGGCGGCUACAUCCAGGCGGUGUUGGACAGAAACCUAGCGGAGAACAUUUCUCGCGUGCUGUAUCCCAAUGAUAACUUCUUUGAAGGCAAGGAGCUCCGUCUCAAGCAGGAAUACUUCGUGGUGGCCGCCACGCUUCAGGACAUCAUCCGACGCUUCAAAUCCUCCAAGUUUGGCAGCCGCGAUCCCGUCCGCACCUCUUUUGACGCCUUCCCGGACAAGGUUGCUAUUCAGCUCAACGACACCCACCCUUCACUUGCCAUCCCGGAACUCAUGAGAGUCUUGGUGGAUAUUGAGAAACUUGAAUGGGACAAGGCUUGGGAUGUCACAGUGAGGACUUGCGCCUACACCAAUCACACCGUCCUGCCAGAAGCUCUGGAGCGUUGGCCCACCCACCUCUUAGAGACCCUCCUGCCGCGUCACCUGGAAAUCAUCUACGAAAUCAACCAGCGCUUCCUUGAUAGAGUCUAUGCCAAGUUCCCCGGAGACCUUGACCGGCUGCGUCGUAUGUCCAUGGUGGAGGAAGGCAGCGUGAAGCGGAUCAACAUGGCUCACCUCUGCAUCGUGGGCUCCCACGCCGUCAACGGAGUGGCCCGCAUCCACUCUGAAAUCCUGAAGGCCACUGUGUUUAAAGACUUCUACGAGUUCGAGCCCCACAAAUUCCAGAACAAAACCAACGGGAUCACCCCUCGCCGGUGGCUUGUUUUGUGCAACCCGGGGCUGGCUGAGGUCAUCGCUGAGCGCAUCGGUGAGGACUACAUCUCUGACUUGGAUCAACUGAAGAAGCUCCUGAACUUCGUGGAAGAUGAAGGCUUCAUCCGGGAUGUGGCAAAAAUCAAGCAGGAGAACAAGCUGAAGUUCGCCGCCUACCUGGAGAAGGAGUACAAAGUGAAGAUCAACCCCAACUCGCUCUUUGACGUCCAGGUGAAGCGGAUCCACGAGUACAAGCGGCAGCUGCUCAACUGCCUCCACGUCAUCACGCUCUACAACCGGAUCAAGAGAGAACCAAACAAGCAUUUUGUGCCGCGGACGGUCAUGAUCGGAGGCAAAGCUGCCCCUGGCUACCACAUGGCCAAGAUGAUCAUCAAGCUCAUCACGUCCAUCGGAGACAUAGUCAAUCAUGACCCCGUCAUCGGCGACCGGCUGAAAAUGAUCUUCUUGGAGAAUUAUCGCGUCUCACUGGCCGAGAAAGUGAUCCCCGCGUCUGACCUCUCCGAGCAAAUCUCCACGGCCGGCACGGAGGCCUCGGGCACUGGGAACAUGAAGUUUAUGCUGAACGGGGCGCUCACCAUUGGCACCAUGGAUGGAGCCAACGUGGAGAUGGCCGAGGAGGCUGGCCAGAACAAUUUGUUCAUUUUCGGCAUGCAGGUGGAGGACGUGGAGGAGCUGGACCGGAAGGGCUACUGCGCCAAGGAUUAUUACGACCACAUGCCUGAGCUGAAGCAAGCCAUCGACCAGCUCAGCAGUGGCUUCUUCUCCCCCAAGCAGCCGGAUCUCUUUAAGGACAUCGUGAACAUGCUGAUGUACCACGACAGGUUCAAAGUCUUUGCCGAUUACGACGCCUACAUGAAAUGUCAAGACAAGGUCAACGCGCUUUACAAGAACACCAAGGAGUGGACAAAGACGGUCAUCAGGAACAUCGCCACUUCCGGGAAGUUCUCCAGCGACCGCACCAUCGCCCAGUACGCCCGUGAAAUCUGGGGCGUCGAGCCCACGCGCCAAAAGAUCCCCGCCCCUGACGAGCCUCGGGAAUGAGCCCCCAGCCUCUCCUCGUGACCGUCUCCCCUUUGAACCACCACCAGCCACUUCCAACAGGGCAGCUGCAAGGCAAUGGGUCA